Fukomys damarensis (Damara mole-rat) is the source of this 1466-nucleotide messenger RNA. It is a transcript of the gene Slc51a, whose product is annotated as solute carrier family 51 subunit alpha. NCBI's taxonomy places the organism in Eukaryota, Metazoa, Chordata, Mammalia, Rodentia, Bathyergidae. Gene Ontology annotation, cellular component: plasma membrane; endoplasmic reticulum membrane. Gene Ontology annotation, biological process: bile acid and bile salt transport. The transcript has 9 exons. Bases 220 to 1242 code for a protein of 340 amino acids. Gene Ontology annotation, molecular function: transporter activity. The record is from RefSeq and is a predicted model, not a curated record.
AGCCAGAGCCGGGAAGCCCGGGAUCAAAUUCCUCCAGGGUGAGCUCUGGAGAAGGCAGGUUGGCACUGGAGGCCCAAGGAGGGAGGGCGCUGGAGGGGACGAUCUUCUCACUCACCCUGCCCCAGCCUGGUGCUCUGGAAAAGGCCAGCAGCCAGCAGCCAGCAGAAGCCCCUCAGUGCCUCUCCCUCCCCACCCUGCCUGCCUGAGAGAAAGCAAACGAUGGACCCAGACAGGACUCAGAUAAAUCUUGACCCCAGGUACACAGCAGAGCUGCUGGAAGUGCUGAGAACCAAUUACAGUGUCCCAGCUGCCUGCUUCUCAUACCCUCCCACGGCAGCCCAGCUCCUGCAAGUCCUGAGCCCCAUGGAAGUGACCCUCACGGUCAUCAUGACCCUCCUGGCUCUGGGGUCGGUGGGCAUCUUCCUGGAGGACGCCAUCUACCUGCACAAGAACACCGGCUGUCCAAUCAAGCGCAGAACCCUGCUGUGGAGCAGCUCUGCACCCACGGUGGUGUCUGUGUUCUGCUGCUUCGGUCUCUGGAUCCCUCGCGCGCUCACACUCGUGGAAAUGGCCGUUGUCUCGUUUUACUCAGUGUGCUUUUACCUGCUCAUGCUGGUCAUGGUGGAAGGUUUUGGGGGAAAGGAAGUGGUGCUGAGGACGCUGAAGGACACCCCGAUGAGGACACACACGGGGCCCUGCUGCUGCUGCUGCCCCUGCUGCCCCCCCAUGCUGCUCACCAGGAAGAAGCUGCAGCUGCUGAUGCUGGGCCCUUUCCAGUACUCCUUCUUCAGGAUCUCACUGGGCCUGGUCGGCCUCUUCCUCAUCCCCGACGGCAUCUACAAUCCAGCAGAUAUUUCAGAGAAGAGCACUGCGCUCUGGAUCAACACACUGCUCGCCGUGUCCACCUUGCUGGCUCUCUGGACCCUGGCCAUCCUCCUCCGUCAGGCCAAGCUGCACCUGGGCGAGCAGAAUGUUGGGGCCAAAUUUGCUCUGUUCCAGGUGCUCCUCAUCCUGACCGCUGUGCAGCCUGCCAUCUUCUCCAUCCUGGCCAACGGCGGCCAGAUUGCCUGCUCGCCUCCCUAUUCCUCUAAGAUCAGGUCUCAAGUGAUGAACUGCCACCUCCUCAUCCUGGAGACAUUCCUGCUGACUGUGCUGACGCGGAGGUACUACCGAAAGAAGGACUCCAAGGCUGGGUACGAAACCUGCUCCUCUGCAGACCUGGACAUGAGCGCAAAGGCCUGAGCGACAGCUUGGGCAGCGGCGAGACGCUGGGCUCACGGGACAGCACAAGGUUCCCUGGCCCCUCAACCUUGACCCAACAGGCCAGAGUUCCCGGAGCCGGCACUGGCUGGCAGAUCCUACUGACCGGCGAGAGGAAGGGGAACUGCAGUAUGAUGUUGUUUUGGGUCUGGCCCGGGAAGGUAUUUUUAAAAUUUUGUAAUAAACAGAGUCUGAGAGUCUAACUG